UUGCGGUUACUUGGAACACGACCAGUACAAAGACUCCACAUCCGAUGUUUGCAGAAGUCGGUUGAGUGUUUGUCCGAAAGAAAGGAAAAAAGGAACCCCAAGGGUUUUUCUUCAUGAGCGAAGAGGCUCUUUCUUUUAAAAAGCUGAUUAUUCUUAUGCAUGGUGGUGGUGCAGUACCUGCUGGCCAGUGGGCAAAAAGUGUAAUCCUCAAUGAAAAUCUUGAAAGCGGGACGAUGGUGCCAUAUAUAGAGACAGCACUCAAGGUAAAGUACUCUUUUCUACUUUCGUUUUUUCUUUCCAGUAAAAUAACCAUGUCGUUCUAAAUAGGUUUCGUUGUAAAUACGUUUCUCCGACUUUCUGAAUUCUGUGUUA
This is a messenger RNA of Actinia tenebrosa (Australian red waratah sea anemone), 372 nucleotides long. Its product is annotated as caspase-6. NCBI's taxonomy places the organism in Eukaryota, Metazoa, Cnidaria, Anthozoa, Actiniaria, Actiniidae. Gene Ontology annotation, biological process: proteolysis. The record is from RefSeq and is a predicted model, not a curated record. Gene Ontology annotation, molecular function: cysteine-type endopeptidase activity.